GCUUGCUCUUUUACCCUCCAAAUCAAAAGCUUGAGCGAGCGAGUGAGAGAAGCGAAGGGAAGAGAAGAAAGAAGUGCAGGGUGAUGAGGAGGUUUUUCCAAGUGCAGAGAGAUGAAGAUUACAGUCAGAUACAGUAUCUCACAGUCAAGUGCAACCGUCUGGCACGGGAGAAAGCAAUGUUGGAGACAGAGUGUAUGCUAUCCAGAGAGAGAGUGUGGGUCCUGCAGGUAGAGUUGGAAACUGUGUGUUUGCAACUCCGUCAAAAAGAAAACACCAUCCAGGAGCUAACGAAAAAACUCCAACACCAACAGCAUCCUGUGAGUGAAAGUGAUGCAGCUCUGCUGAGCGUUCACUUGGAGUCGAUAAGCUCAGAGCUGCAAUACCUACAGUCCACUGAGAAGCAGCUAAUAGGCUUUGUGGACAAGCUCCACCAGGAGGCCCAGGAUGCAACUAAAAAGGCAGAGGACCUGGAGGUGCAGCUCCACCAGGAGGCUGAGCUCCAUGCCUGGCAAACAGACAAUCUGCAGAAAGAGCUGGAGAGGAAGUCACAUGACCUGCAGGAACUGCAGAAGGCCCAUGAUGCAUUGCAGCAGGAGCUAAGCGAGCAUAAUUGCACCCGCCAGAAGACGGUGUUGGAACUGGAAUGCGAAAACGCAACCAGCGUACACAAACUCAGAGAGAUGGCCGAGCGGGUCGAGUGGUUGUGUGAACAACAACGCAACUGGAUAUGCUGCAUCAAAAGGUUUAAGGACUGCCUGAAUGAUGAGAAGGAGGCCCUGGUUCUGCAGGUGAACAGGUUACAGGAAGAAUUGUUGGAUCUCAGAAAGAAGUCAAAAUCUGAGAUGACUGAUGGAGAAGAUACAGAACCCAAAGUUCAUUGCAGCAGUUGGGAUGUAGAUGCCAUGUUGGAUCUGCAGGUCGAGGCAGACAAGUGGAAACAUAGAUACCUGGAACUCUUUGGCAAAUUCACAUCACACCAGGUGGAUUGUCAUGAGGAUGGAUAUCUAAAACCACCUUGAAGUCUGGAGACUGAUAUCAUACGCAAUUUCAAAGUGUCUUCACCUGCACAAGGGAAAAUCCCCAAAUACUGACCUUUAAUAAUACAAUUUCUGCACAUUUA
Neoarius graeffei (lesser salmon catfish) is the source of this 1120-nucleotide messenger RNA. Its product is annotated as GRIP and coiled-coil domain-containing protein 2. The record is from RefSeq and is a predicted model, not a curated record. Bases 84 to 1019 code for a protein of 311 amino acids. Lineage: Eukaryota; Metazoa; Chordata; Actinopteri; Siluriformes; Ariidae. The transcript has 7 exons.